AUGUCGACACAAAUUUACUUAGAUGCAAUUAAAGAGAAAUUAUACGGUGAUUCCACCGUCGCAAAAAUUUGGGGAGUUGCAUUGCCUGCGUUGAGCGAGCCAAAACCACGGACUGAAUUUCCUGACUACUCCAAAGGUAAUAGAUAUUCUACCAAGGAUGUCGACUAUUGGACCUCUGGGUUUUUCCCAGGGUCACUUUAUGCAUUAUUGGAGAGAAACGACAAAUUUCCAGACUACUUUCCAUCUAAAAAAAUUCAUCCAGUUAAAUUAGAAUUUGCCGCCAGAUGGUGGUCCCAUCCUUUAAAAUCUAAAUCAACUAAAACCGAUAAUCAUGAUAUAGGUUUUAUGAUAGAACCUUCUUUCAAUAAAGAGCUAGCACACAGUGGCGAUAAGGAAGCGAGAGAUGUACUUAUUACUGCAGCAAACUCGCUUGCUACUAGGUUUGAUACGAAAGUUGGUUGUAUUAGAAGUUGGGAUCAUUUUUUUGAAACCAGACCUUCUUCAUUUGAAAAAGAUUUAAUUGUUAUUAUUGAUAAUAUGUGUAAUUUAAACUUAUUAUAUCGUGGAGCUCAAUUGAACAAUGACUUGCGCUUAUCUACAAUUGCCACAACCCAUGCAGAAACUACUAUGAAAAAUCACUUUAGAGAAGACUGGUCGUCUUAUCAUGUCGUUGUAUAUGACAGAGAAACAGGAAAGGCAGCAAGAAAGCACACGGCACAAGGUUAUUCUGAUGAAUCAUCAUGGACAAGAGGUCAAGCAUGGGGAAUAUUAGGUUACACAGAAACCUAUUAUUUCACUAAAAGUCAAAAGUUUUUAGACACUGCAAAAAGAAUUGUUAAGUAUUACUUGUCCCACUUGCCAGAAGAUGGUGUUCCACCAUGGGACUUUCAUGCUCCAGAUAAAAAUAUCCGUGAUGUAUCAUCAGGUAUGGUAGCCGCCUUUGGUAUGCUUAAAAUUUAUGAGUAUACUGAAGAAGAUGAAUAUUUGAUCAAUGCAUUGAAGCUUGUUAAUGAUUGUACUAAGUUGUGUUUCAAUAAAGAAUCAAAGUUAGACGAUGACGGUACAGUUGAUCUUGGCGAUACUGACACUAUUUUGAAUGGAUCAACGUUUAACAAUAAUCCUAAUGCUCCUGAAGAAUAUAAAAUAUUCGAUCAUGGUUUAGUUUAUGCUGAUUAUUACUUUUUGAUGAUAGGUAACAAAUUAUUAGAGUUGGGUCUUUACAAAUAG
Debaryomyces hansenii CBS767 is the source of this 1227-nucleotide messenger RNA. RefSeq names its product DEHA2C17908p. The coding region runs from base 1 to 1227 and encodes 408 amino acids. Lineage: Eukaryota; Fungi; Ascomycota; Pichiomycetes; Serinales; Debaryomycetaceae. The transcript has a single exon. Gene Ontology annotation, biological process: polysaccharide catabolic process. Gene Ontology annotation, molecular function: chondroitin hydrolase activity. The record is from RefSeq and is a predicted model, not a curated record.